AUGUAUAAACUUGCCAGCAGCAGGCCACUGGCCUCUUUCGCUACAGCAGCCAGGACAUCCCUCAGAGUCCCCUUAGUUCAACAGACAAGAAACCUAUCUAUACAUGAAUUCCGAUCUGCUGCGCUGCUGAAGAGUUAUGGUAUUGGUGUUCCUGCUGGAGAUGUUGCGUAUUCACCCGCAGAAGCUGAGAAAAUUGCAAAGUCUAUUGGCGGGGAGGAUAUGGUCAUCAAGGCACAGGUUCUUGCUGGCGGUCGCGGGAAGGGUACUUUCGAUAACGGGUUCAAGGGUGGUGUCAGGGUCAUCUACUCACCCACUGAGGCCAAGAUACUAGCUGACCAGAUGAUCGGCCAUAAACUGAUCACGAAACAAACGGGCGCUGCCGGACGUCUGUGUAACGCUGUCUACAUUGUGGACCGCAAGUACGCCCGUCGAGAGUUUUACUUGGCCAUUCUCAUGGAUCGAGGAAGCCAGUCACCAGUAAUCGUCGCUUCCUCUCAAGGUGGGAUGGACAUCGAAACCGUCGCGAAGGAGAACCCCAAGGCUAUCAUUACGACCGUUAUCGACAUUCACAAGGGUGUGACCGAUGAUAUCGCACGGAACAUCGCUACUGAGCUUGGCUUCUCCGAACAAUGCAUCGAGGACGCAAAGGACACGAUUCAGAAGCUGUACAAGGUCUUCAUGGAGAAGGAUGCUACUCAGAUCGAGAUUAAUCCCCUCUCCGAGACUACGGACCACCAGGUUCUUGCUAUGGACGCUAAGCUUGGGUUUGAUGAUAAUGCAGAGUUCCGCCAAAAAGAUGUGUUCGAAUGGCGGGACACUACACAAGAAGACGCCGAUGAGGUCAAGGCUGCCGAGUGUGGUCUCAACUUCAUCAAGCUCGAUGGUGAUAUAGGGUGUCUUGUAAAUGGCGCAGGUCUUGCUAUGGCCACCAUGGACAUCAUCAAGUUGAAUGGAGGCAACCCAGCUAACUUCUUGGACGUUGGCGGUGGUGCCACUCCCGAGGCCAUCAAACAGGCGUUUGAUCUUAUCACCAGCGACCCCAAGGUAACUGCCAUUUUUGUUAACAUUUUCGGUGGUAUUGUCCGUUGCGAUGCUAUCGCAAAGGGUCUAAUUGCUGUCGUUGAGAGUAUGAACCUUCGCACACCGGUCAUUGCUCGUCUGCAGGGCACCAACAUGGAGGAGGCGCACAAGCUGCUAAAUGACUCUGGACUAAAGAUUUUCUCCAUUGACGAUCUUCAAACUGCCGCUGAGAAGUCAGUGCAACUUUCGAAGAUUGUGAAGACUGCGCGUGAGAUCGAUGUUGGAGUGGAAUUCAAUCUAGGUCUAUAGAAACAUUUCCUUGUUUCCUUUCUUACUGAUCUACGCAGUCACAUGAAUGGGGCAUGCUAGCUUUCUCCAACUCGCCUGUAUCAUGAAUUGAGCCAUUAAGGAUUCCUUUUCUUGUCAACUAUAUCUUCCAUAGGAUUGCAUUCGAUGGCAUUUGCAAGUAACAUAGAGUCUGUUUAGCCUACUCUUUAUCUGGAUCUCAAAUUCAAUGAUCCGACGCAUAUUGAGUACGAUGCCAGAGCGAUAAUUAUCAGCAAUCUGGGUGGGAACUGUGGCCAAGUGCUUCAUUAAUAUACAUACCGUCGACACGACCCUACCUCACCGGUCCGAUCCAUAUGGCACAACCCUCUAGCUGCGUUUCGCGAU
Messenger RNA from Pseudovirgaria hyperparasitica, 1692 nucleotides. Its product is annotated as succinyl-CoA ligase-like protein subunit beta. The transcript has 7 exons. The record is from RefSeq and is a predicted model, not a curated record. Gene Ontology annotation, biological process: tricarboxylic acid cycle; succinyl-CoA metabolic process. Gene Ontology annotation, molecular function: metal ion binding; ATP binding; succinate-CoA ligase (ADP-forming) activity. Bases 1 to 1329 code for a protein of 442 amino acids. Gene Ontology annotation, cellular component: succinate-CoA ligase complex; mitochondrion. NCBI's taxonomy places the organism in Eukaryota, Fungi, Ascomycota, Dothideomycetes, Acrospermales, Acrospermaceae.